AUAUUGUACAAAUUGGAUGUAUGUCCGUUGGAAAUAAAGAAAUACAAAAUAAAGGUUACAUCGUUAAAAAGUUAGUCUGCUGUAAAUAAACAAAGAGAACAAACAAAACGCCUAUAUGAUUAGAUUUAUUUUUGAAACUUAAGGAAGUCUCUAACCUCAAAACAGCCAAAAGGUCAAAAUACUAAUAAAUAUUGGGUUUUGACUUUUUAAUAGUUGAAUACGGAUAUUUAUACAUUGGUUUUUUAACAGGGAUCCAUGCAAUAGUGGCCCACUGCAGUAUAUGAUGAAUCUCUUCCAAAGUAACCUUUGUGCUGCAAAUUCAGUAUUGAGAGUUAUAAAUGCUGCAGUUAAACAAUGCAGGGCUAACUCUGUAUGGGCAACAAAGCGAAAGCCUAAAACGUCAGCGGACGUUGCUUUGGACUACUUUGACAACAUUUAUAGUCCUAUAUUUGGGAAGCAAUGGCCAUCAAUUCGCCUCGCUUUGCUUUCUCCUCACAAAUAUUGUGCAGUUGUCAACAACUAUGGAGAUAAUGACAGUCUCUGCACUCAACUACAAAAUGAGGGAGCUAUAAACAUGAGGGAACUGUUUGAAUCCUACCAAAAUGUGCUGUCAAAGAGAAAGCGAUCUUCUAAAAAGAAAAAAGAGUUGAAACAUGUUUAUGCACUUGAUAAGAAAUUGGAGAAAAUUGUCGCAAAGCAACGUGAUGAAGAACUUGGAAAGAUCUAUCCAGAGGGAGCGGAAAGAUUGCAGCCGGACUAUUCUUCUGACAAAAGCAGUGAUAUAAAUAAAGGGAACUUAGAAACAGAAGAAUUGAUUAAACAGGCUAAAAGCCCUCUGGAAAAAAGUUUGUCAGACGCAAAUAUUGACACAAAUCGCCAGAUCGACCCUGCGGAAGGGCUUUCAUCUAGCAAGCUCAAUGAAUUUGUACCAGUCUCCAAACUCAUUGGCAAGGAAAAUUUUGUAUCGGAGGCUGAACACUUUUCAUUUUUCAAUGAAGCAGAAGACUUUCCAGUCACUGUUGAACCAGAGGAAAGUCUGCACUUCCCUGCACACCUGCAAGUAUUCACCUUCGAUCAGGGCAACAUUUUCUACCUUUACGCCCUCAAAGUCUGGCACAUCUGGUGUUUUAGGUAA
Messenger RNA from Homalodisca vitripennis (glassy-winged sharpshooter), 1135 nucleotides. RefSeq names its product 5-methylcytosine rRNA methyltransferase nsun-4-like. The record is from RefSeq and is a predicted model, not a curated record. The transcript is spliced from 5 exons. The coding region runs from base 281 to 1135 and encodes 284 amino acids. Lineage: Eukaryota; Metazoa; Arthropoda; Insecta; Hemiptera; Cicadellidae.